AUGAGAUGUAUCUGCCUCAACCCCUGGCCCAACAUCAUGAGGCACUUAGUGGCACUCAUCCUGCUUGGAGUAUUUCUGAUCACAGAUGUAACUGCCUCCUCCCCUGAUGCAGCUGUCACCUUUCAUGCUGUGUCACCAGAUUCAGGAGGAAUAAACUAUGAUGAAUGCAGUGCAUAUGGAACUGGGUCCUUCAGAACCUUUAAUGGGACACUCUAUUACCUGCAGUCAACUUGCUUCUUAGUGUUGAGCCGUUUCAAUUCUCUCAAUCCCAAUUCUGAGUUUGACAUCAAAAUCCAGCGAGAUCUGAAUGGCAACUUCAAAAAAAUAAAAAUUACUGUGGACAAGCUUGACACUGUUAUUGAAAAUGGUGUAAUUUCAGUUGAUGGCCAAAGCGUUUCUCUUCCUUAUGAUCAGAAAUCCAUUCACAUUCAUCAUUAUGGUAUUUUUGUGAGACUGGAGAGUAGGAGAAAUUUUCUGUCAGUGUAUUGGGAACCCCAAGGAGACAACAUAGUUAAAAUCUGGGUGCAGCUUCGUUCUGACUACCGUGGAAAAACAGUAGGAUUGUGUGGAAAUUAUGACAUAAAUGAUAAUAGUAGAGCAGAGUUAUUACAACAGAGUAGAGUUCCUGGCAGUGCUGACUGUGAAAUACCAGAUAAUCCAGAGGACUGUGACAAAACCAAAAGCAUAUGCAAUGAUGCUAUGUCGAAGUAUUUUUUUACCUACUGCUUCAUGAAUGAUCAGACCUUAUAUGAGGGAUAUAUAGAGCAGUGUGGAUUGGAUUCUUGCAAUUGUGCUGAUGCUGCUCAUUGUCAAUGUGCUUUCUAUGAGGAACUAACUCGUCAGUGUCCUACUGCUAACCUCAUUGACCUGAGUGAAACACACUGGAGGGAAGAUACAAAAUGUGAUAUACCAACUUGCCCUGAGAACAUGACAUUUACUGAGGUGGGUCCUGCAAAUCCCCCUACUUGCUCUAAUCCAUCACCCUCUAAUACAGCAGAAACAAAAACUUGUGCAUGUCCUGAAGGCACAAUUCUUGAUGACCUUAGUGGACAGAAUAAUUGUAUAGAGAAGGAGCAAUGUCCAUGUGAAUACAACGGUGCUGUUUACCAAACAGGACAAACUCAUGAGGCAUUUUGUGAGUUAUGUGAGUGCCACAGUGGUAAGUGGGUCUGCAAACAAAAUGAUUGUCCUUCUCAAUGUAAAAUUGAAGUUGGCUCCUCCAUCACAACAUUUGAUGGUAAAGUCUACACAGUGAAUGGAAACUGCGAUUAUGUCAUAGCAAUGGAUACUAAGGAAACCUGGAUUCUAACAGCAGAACUCAGUGAUUGUGACCAGAACAGGUGCCUCACACAAGUGCAACUUAGUUUGAACUUAACCAUAUACACCUUCUUAAAUAACCGUAUUACUGAUGGGACUAACAUCAUCACUAAAAAUUACAAUUCAGAUGAUGUGACUAUCAUUUGGCAGUCUUCACAGUAUGUUCAAGUACAGACAGCAUUUGGUAUGAACCUACAGAUUCAGGUGGCUCCUGUCAUGCAGCUUUAUGUAAUAUUACCUGUGGACGCACAGGGCUCCACCAAAGGUCUCUGUGGCAAUUUCAAUGGCAUAGUUACAGAUGAAUUUAUGGCAAGCUCUGGUAUUAUGGAAUCAACAGCUGAUGCCUUUGCCAAAUCCUGGGCAACAAAUACUGAAUGUGAACCUCCAUCCCCAAUACCGUGCAUCAGAUCAGAUAAUGAAAAAUAUGCAAAUGAAAAGUGUGCUCUUCUCAAGGACCCCAAUGGAGUGUUUGCCAGAUGCCACUCUCUUGUUAAUUAUGACAGUUAUAUCAAAAGCUGUAUUACCAGUACCUGCAACUGUGACAAUGUGAAUCAAUGCUUAUGUACUGCUUUUGAAAACUAUGCAAAGGAAUGUUCUAGAAAAGGUCUGCAUAUGACAGGAUGGAGGAGAGAUCAGUGUGUUCCUGAAUGCCCAAUCAAUCAGAAUUUCUCCUACAACAUAGUGUCCUGUAACAGUACUUGCAGCUCACUUUCAGGAAAUGACAUAUCUUGCAAUAUGAAUGUCAAUCCAGUUGAAGGCUGUGGCUGCUUGGAAGGACUAUAUAUGAAUGAUGAAGGAAAAUGCGUCUCAAAGAUAGAAUGUCCGUGCUACUCUAAUGGUAAAAUUGUAAAUCCUGGGAAGACAACAAUUAAUGGACAAGAAUGUAAUUGUGAAAAUGGAGUUCUUCAAUGUACACCUCCAAGAAUAUGUAAUAACAACAAAGCAUAUAUAAAUUGUUGGAACAACACUGCUAUCCCAUCUGAAAAAUCAUGUUCUGGUUCAUCAUUACCUACCAUAUAUACUACAUGUGUAAGUGGCUGUUACUGUGUAGACGGAUAUUAUAAAGAUGAUACAGGCAAUUGUGUGCCACUAGAUCAGUGUCCCUGUAAGUAUGGAAACAAAGUCUACAGUCCUGGAGAAAGUGUUCAAAAUGACUGUAAUACAUGCACUUGCAAUAAAGGAACAUGGAGUUGCACACAUCGAGACUGCCAAAAGAAAUGCCAGGUUUAUGGUGAUGGACACUACCAGACAUUUGAUACGCAAUGGUACAGCUUUGAUGGAAACUGUGAAUACAGCUUUGUUGAGGAUUAUUGUGGUGAAUCAAAUGGCACAUUUCGAAUAACUGUGGAAAGUGUCCCUUGCUGUGAAGAAGCUUUGACUUGUUCAAGAUCAGUGAAAAUUACACUCCAGGGCAAAGAAAUCGAAUUGAAAGACUUAAAGAUUGAGGAGAAGACAACUGACAGUUCAGUACAACAGAUAGAUUACUCUGUUCACACUGUUGGACUAUAUCUGAUCAUCACAUUUUCCAAUAACAUUACCGUAAUGUGGGACAAGCAUACACGAGUUACUGUUACACUGCAGUCCAACUGGAUGAACAAAGUAUGUGGUCUCUGUGGUAAUUUUGAUGGAAACUCAGCAAAUGAUCUUCAGACCAGAAUGAACUCAGUGGUGACAAACACCUUGGAAUUCGGAAACAGCUGGAAAAUGGAAAGAUGUUCCAAUGUUGUAAACCAAUCAUUCCCUUGUGAGAAGCACUGGUAUUGCUCUGCCUGGGCCCAAAGAAGGUGCAGCAUAAUUAAAGAUACAAUAUUUCAAGAAUGUCAUUCAAAGGUGGAUCCCCAGCCUUACUAUGACGUGUGUGUACAAGAGUCAUGUGUAUGCGAAAUGGAGGGAAGGUAUCUAGGUUUUUGCACUGCUGUAGCUGCAUAUGCUGAGGCUUGCAAUGAAGCAAAUGUCUGCGUGGAUUGGAGAACACCUGACUUGUGCCCUGUCUACUGUGAUUACUACAAUGAGCCUGAUGGAUAUAGUUGGCAUUAUGAACCUUGUGGAUCACUACCAGUAAAGACGUGCAGCAAGAACACUGUCAAAGAGUUCCAUUCAUCAAAACUUGAAGGCUGCUAUGCUAAAUGCACAAAUGAAGAAUCUUAUCUUGAUGAAAACACAAUGAAAUGUACAACUUUGGAAACUUGUACUUGUAUCUACAAUGGAAUAAUUGCCAUACCUGGUCAAGUAAUAAAAAUUAAUGAAUCUGAACAUUGUAUAUGUACAAAUGGCCAAAUGGUUUGUCAUGCAUCAACGACAACCCCUUCAACUGGGUCAACCACCACAUCAGCAGUAACGACCUCACCUGUUUCAGUGACAACAACAACAGCACCAGUAACACCUACCGAAUCAACAGCAUCACCAGCAUCAACGACAACCCCUUCAACUGGGUCAACCACCACAUCAGCAGUAACGACCUCACCUGUUUCAGUGACAACAACAACAGCACCAGUAACACCUACCGAAUCAACAGCAUCACCAGCAUCAACGACAACCCCUUCAACUGGGUCAACCACCACAUCAGCAGUAACGACCUCACCUGUUUCAGUGACAACAACAACAGCACCAGUAACACCUACCGAAUCAACAGCAUCACCAGCAUCAACGACAACCCCUUCAACUGUGUCAACCACCACAUCAGCAGUAUCAACCCGUUCAACUGAGUCAACGGCAUCAACUGUACCAAUUAUUACUGGACCAAAGACAACAGUGCACACCGCUGCACAGAUAUCUACAACAAGACUGGUCCCUCCUUGCUCUGGACACUGGACAGACUGGAUAAACAAUAACCAUCCUUCUGUAAGCAAUGGUGGUGAUUCUGAAGACGUGAAAGGCUUGUGCCAGAAUGGUGUUGAAAACAUCCAAUGCCAAUCUUUACAUCCUGAAUAUCAUAAUGAAAAUGUGACAUGCAACAUACAGCAAGGUCUCAUAUGCAGAAAUAAUGACCAGCCUUCUGGAUCUAGCAUGAGCAUAUGUGCUGAUUAUGAAAUUCGAGCUUGUUGUUAUAGUAUAACUUCUACUACUACUACUACUACCACUACCACAGUUUCCACUACUUCUACUACUCAUACUCAGACUGUUACUUCUGUUAGUGCUACCCGUCCCACAUGUACUUGCAUUUUUGAAAAUAAUACUUUUCAGUGUGGCACAUCUUGGUUUGCAAACUGUGCCAACAACACAUGCAUUUCAAGCAACACAAUUCACUCCACACCUGUCGUUUGUCCUUCUAAUCCAAAACCUAAAUGUGCCAGCGGACUGGAACCUUCACUAAUCCAAACAGGAUGCUGCAGCACGUGGGACUGUGGUUGCGCAUGUCAGGUGUUUGGAGAUCCCCACUAUAUAACAUUCAGUGGUGCUAAAUAUGCCUUCUUGGAGGAUUGUACUUAUAUUCUAGUACAGGAAAAGGCUCCAGUAUAUGGAUUUAAAGUUAUGGUAGACAAUUAUUACUGUGCAAAAGGAGCAUCUUGUGCAAAAGGAAUAAUAGUAACAUUCCGCAACAACACUGUGAACCUUACCUUAAACAAUGUGAACUCCAAAGGUGAUGUUAAAAUAUUGAGUACAUUUAAUACAAAAGCGGUAAUGACUCCUUUCAAACAAUUUGGAAUUGACGUUCAGUCCACCGGGAAUUUAGUAAGAGUUUUCAUAAGUGAGAUUUCCACCCAGAUUUCACUGAAUAUAUACCAAGAGAUCAACAUUAAUGUGCCACUGCUAUAUUUUGGGAACAAAACAGAAGGUCAAUGUGGUGAGUGUGGUGGAAAGUCAUGUCUACGUCGAAAUGGGACGGCUGAACCCGAUGAGUGCUGUACAAGUACUGCGUCUGACUGGAUCACCAGUGAUCCUGCAAAAAAGAACUGUGUAGCAAAACAUCAAAGCUGUCCUACACCAACCCCUCCACCAAUCCCUCCACCAGUACCACCCCCCUGCACAGUUCUUACGAAAUCCAUUUUUGAAGAGUGUGCUAAAACAAUUGAUCUUAAGCCAUAUAUAACCGCCUGCAUAUUUGACCAGACAUAUACAAACAGCAGUGACGUGCUCUGUUCCAGUAUCUCAGGAGCUGCGGAUCAGUGUAAAAUGGCUGGCAUUUGUGUUGAAUGGAGACCUCAUUUAAAUGGACUGUGUGAUAUGAACUGUGACAAUGGAACAGUAUUUAAUGAAUGUGGUUUAUAUGCUGAUAACUACUGCCAGGCUGGUCAAAAAAUCAAUGGUAGCAGCUUAGGAGGCAUGACUGCUGGAUGCUUUUGCCCAGAUCAUAUGAUGCGAGCAGAAAUAUACAAAGACGUGUGUGUAUCAAAAUGUCCCAAUUGCAAAGGCCCACUUGGAGAGCCCAAAAUGAUUGGAGAAAUGUGGGAAUCCAACUGUCACAUCUGUACAUGUGAUGAAGUGACUUUAACAGAAAUCUGCACACCUAAGGUGUGUCCAGUAGUUAACUGUAAAGAGGAUGAGAUUUCAGUGCCGGAUACCUGUGGCUGCUGUAAUACUUGUGUACCACAAGUUUGUCAAGCUACAGUGUCAAAUCAAACAGUCACUGUAGGAAAAUGCUCUGGAGAAUUUGAAGUAGGAACAUGUAGAGGCCAGUGCCCAUCUUGGACAAGUUUUUCCACUUCCUCAGGAAACAUGGAGUCUACAUGCAAAUGCUGCCAGGCUCUUGAAACAGAGACAAGAUCUGUGAGCUUAACCUGUUCUAAUAAAACCUCAAAGAUAUAUACUUACACUUCGACUAAAAGCUGUUCCUGUUCAAUCUGUUCUAAGAAUAAUGAUUAUAAUAGUACAAGUAAAUGAGUGACUCCUGACAUUCAAUUUUCAGCUUUCACUGAAUUGUUUUGGUAAUCUUUAGCACCUCUUGUUGAUUAAUAUGUAAAUUGUGAUUUCUCUUAAUUUCACUCCUGUAUUUGUAAAUAAUCGGCUGGUAACCAUCAGAUUUUGGUUUUUUUCAGAAAUCAGUAAUAUAAAAUAGCUUAACAUUAGUGCAUGUUUUAAAAACAUAAGGAAUUCAUUAAAGAAAAUAAUGGUGGAUGCAUACUAUGGGAACAAAGUUCCUUUCAAAUGCUAAUUGUAGUUAUUGGUUUAUGAAUCAUCAGUUAUAUGAAAAACAGAUCGUUGAAAGAGCACUGUAAAACUUUAUUUUCUUAUUAAACAUUGACCUUUACAGUA
Molecule: messenger RNA, 6510 nt
Organism: Erpetoichthys calabaricus (reedfish)
Lineage: Eukaryota; Metazoa; Chordata; Cladistia; Polypteriformes; Polypteridae
Product: mucin-19-like
Exons: 55
Coding region: 1-6138 (2045 amino acids)
Cellular component (GO): extracellular matrix
Molecular function (GO): protein binding
Source: RefSeq, a predicted model, not a curated record